AUGGCUUCGGUCCUUAUCACUGGUGGGACGGGUAUGGUCGGCUCCCUAAUCACCUCCACCCUUCGCAACUCCUCACCCGCACACAUCUCCACAAUCGACAUCCUCUCCAGACGGCCUCCACCUGCCGAGACCUCUCCAGGCAUAACCUUCCGAGCAUUCUCAGAGAAAGAUACGACGAAAUGGCCCGGCCACAUAAAAUCCAUCUCACCACCACCAUCAAUCUACUUCUCCGCCCUAGCUACUACACGAGCCAACGCGGGUGGCUUUGAACAGCAGUACAAGCUAGAACACGACUUCAACCUGGAGCUCGCUAAAGCCGCAAAGGAGUGCGGCGUGAAGACAUACGUUCUCAUCUCUGGCGCAAAUGCAAAUGCCCAAUCCUCAUUUGGCUACAUUCGCAUGAAGGGCGAGAUCGAGGAGUUUGUCAAGGCUCAGGACUACGACCACACGAUCAUCAUUCGGCCGGGAUUGAUCGCGGGCACGCGUGAGGAGAGCAGGCCUGCUGAGGCCGCGCUGAGGGGAGUGGCUGCGCUUGCGGGCAGGAUCUCGACGCACUGGCUGAAGGACUUCUGGGCUCAAGACGCAGAUGUCAUUGCUAAGGCGGCUGUGAGCGCGGCGCUGAAGGCUGAAAAUGGUGAAUUGAAGGACAAGGUGUUUGUGAUGGGCGCGAAGGAGAUCAUUGAGUAUGGACGUACGAACUGGGUGGAUCUGAAAUGA
Messenger RNA from Cyphellophora attinorum, 717 nucleotides. RefSeq names its product Protein fmp52, mitochondrial. NCBI's taxonomy places the organism in Eukaryota, Fungi, Ascomycota, Eurotiomycetes, Chaetothyriales, Cyphellophoraceae. The transcript is spliced from 2 exons. Gene Ontology annotation, cellular component: cytoplasm. Bases 1 to 717 code for a protein of 238 amino acids. The record is from RefSeq and is a predicted model, not a curated record. Gene Ontology annotation, biological process: import into nucleus.